Molecule: messenger RNA, 1119 nt
Organism: Scophthalmus maximus (turbot)
Lineage: Eukaryota; Metazoa; Chordata; Actinopteri; Pleuronectiformes; Scophthalmidae
Product: histone H1-like
Exons: 1
Coding region: 21-653 (210 amino acids)
Biological process (GO): nucleosome assembly
Cellular component (GO): nucleosome
Molecular function (GO): structural constituent of chromatin; DNA binding
Source: RefSeq, a predicted model, not a curated record
CUGACUCCGAAGAGAAAACUAUGGCAGAAGAAGAAGCUCCAACUCCCGCCGCCGCUCCGGCGAAGUCCCCGGCGAAGGCCGCCAAGAAGAAGGCGACACCCAAACCGAAGAAGGCCGGACCGAGCCUCCGUGACCUCAUCGUCGAGGCCGUGUCCGCGUCCAAGGAGCGCAGCGGCGUGUCUCUGGCCGCCCUGAAGAAGGCUCUGGUCGCCGGAGGCUACGAUGUGGAGAAGAACAAGACCCGCGUCAAGGUCGCCAUCAAGGCGCUCGUGGCCAAGGAGACCCUGGUCCAGACCAAGGGAACCGGGGCGUCCGGCUCCUUCAAGAUGAACAAGAAGGUCGAGCCCAAGGCCAAGAAGCCGGUGAAGAAGGCCGCUCCCAAAGCGAAGAAGCCCGCAGCCGCCAAGAAGCCCAAGGCCGCGGCCAAGAAGCCGGCAGCCGCCAAGAAGUCCCCGAAGAAGGCGAAGAAACCCGCCGCGGCCAAGAAGAGCCCCAAGAAGGUGGCCAAGAGCCCCAAGAAGGCCGCGAAGAGCCCGAAGAAGAGCCCGAAGAAGGCCGCGAAGAAGGCCGCACCUGCCGCCAAGAAAGUCCCCGCGAAGAAGGCGGCGGCGGCCAAACCCAAAGCGAAGAAGACCGCAGCGAAGAAGAAGUGAGCGGCGACCGGUCCGAUAACAACGGCUCUUUUCAGAGCCACACACCUUCUCUGAGACAAACAUAUUCAUACAUUCAAUAUUUGUUUGAUCAAAAAUGUUCGGAAUCGUCUCAUUAAUGGUGAUUAAUUAUUCAUAUAUUGUUUAUAUAUACUGGGGUCCUCUCUGUUUUUCUAGGCACUAUUUUUCUUUGAAUUGUUUGUGUCAACAAUAAUUCUAUUCCUGCCACUUAUGAUCCAUAUUUCCCCACCGCAUCAUAAUUGCAGAUGGUUAAACCUGGAUACAUUUUAAUGUGUAGAAAUUCAAAGGACGUCACCUCAACUAACCCCAAUCGAUCAGCUGGUGUGGUGAAGCAGACAUUUCAGUGUUGGAGGCUUUUUCACCACAUUUAAGCUUUAACCAGUUCUAAAAUCACCAUCAGUCUUUCUUCCAACACUGAAGAUGUAACUGAUCGUAAAUGUUAUCCAAC